AUGAAGGUGAAAAAUCGGCCCAAACAAAAGGUCAGGAAAGGCGAACAUGACAAAUCGGCAGACAUGACAACGAAGAAACUGCUUUGUGAGGAGAUUAAUGAAUGCGAAUCCGGAGAAUCUGGUGGAUUUGCAAGCGUGAAAACGAAAAAACGGCUGAAACGGCGUGCGGACGAAGGAGAGCCCAGCGGAUUUGUAGACUUGGAAGCGAAAAAGCGGCAUGAAGAGGACGAGGAUGAGAGAGAAUUCAGGAAUUUUGUAGACAAGAAACUGAAGAAACGGCUUAAAUAUGAUGUUAUGGAAGAAGAUUCUGGAAAAACAGAAAAAGCCAACAAGAAAGAGGUAAGAUUUUGCAAGAAUUUAUACUUUUGCUUUGGUUAG
This is a messenger RNA of Gongylonema pulchrum, 378 nucleotides long. NCBI's taxonomy places the organism in Eukaryota, Metazoa, Nematoda, Chromadorea, Rhabditida, Gongylonematidae. The record is from the annotation of a GenBank genome assembly.